AAGUCUGGUGGCGUCAGGAUUUUAAUCCAGUUUAGUGUGGGAGCUCCCGUCAGGUCAGGAAGGGCGGGAAAGAGCGAUCAGGCGGGCGGGCAUGGUCUUUGACUGUCCCGUCACCAGGCCCGUCUCUUGAAGUCCUGCCAAGAGAAGUGGGGAGGUGACAGAGGGAGGUCUCUUUCCAGGGCUGCCUGUCUCUUCCCCAGUGUACAGAGUGGAGCACAGAGGACAGAGGGUCAAGUCCCCAGAAAUGUCCCUCCUGGGAUGCAGGCUGCAGGCCCUGCCCCCCCUUUGCCUCUCCGUGCUGCUCCUGGCCUGCCUUCAUCCAUGACUACAGAAAGCCUGAUCCCCACCCCUGCCCCUGAGAACAGCCGCUGGGGCCUGGUCAGGGCCAGGGUGGUGGAGAUGGUGAGCCCACUGGUGACCAGGACCAGGGACAGAUGGCAGUGGUUCUGGGGCCCUGGGGCUGUCCAGGGCUUUGUACGGACCUACUAUGAAGACCAUUUGAAAGACCUGGGUCCCCGCACGCAGGCCUGGCUGCAAAGCUCCAGAGACCAUCUCCUGAACAAGACCCUCAGCCUGUGUCCCCAGCUGCUCUGCAGAGACCUGACUCAGGGUUAAAGUGCCACACACCUCCCCCCACUACCCCUCACCUCCCCCCACAUCUCCCACCUCCACACCCCCCAC
Peromyscus californicus insignis is the source of this 681-nucleotide messenger RNA. RefSeq names its product apolipoprotein C4 (gene Apoc4). Gene Ontology annotation, cellular component: high-density lipoprotein particle; very-low-density lipoprotein particle. The coding region runs from base 259 to 615 and encodes 118 amino acids. The record is from RefSeq and is a predicted model, not a curated record. Gene Ontology annotation, biological process: triglyceride homeostasis; positive regulation of triglyceride storage. NCBI's taxonomy places the organism in Eukaryota, Metazoa, Chordata, Mammalia, Rodentia, Cricetidae. The transcript is spliced from 3 exons.